Molecule: messenger RNA, 762 nt
Organism: Sorghum bicolor (sorghum)
Lineage: Eukaryota; Viridiplantae; Streptophyta; Magnoliopsida; Poales; Poaceae
Product: heat shock 70 kDa protein BIP3
Exons: 7
Coding region: 1-762 (253 amino acids)
Biological process (GO): endoplasmic reticulum unfolded protein response; protein refolding; cellular response to unfolded protein
Cellular component (GO): cytoplasm; membrane; endoplasmic reticulum chaperone complex
Molecular function (GO): ATP binding; heat shock protein binding; ATP-dependent protein folding chaperone
Source: RefSeq, a predicted model, not a curated record
AUGGGGAUCAUGGUGCUCACACCACCACGGCGGAAGACACAACAGAGAAGCUUGGCGACGGUGGCCGUGCAGUCGGGCGGCGCCCCGGCUCCGAGGAAACGCGCGGCGGCGCCCACGCUGGUGCUCAAAGGGGAGAAGGAGAUGAGCCAAGGGCGUCCACGUUGCCUGGCGACGCAGGCAAGCAGGCAGCUGCGUGCCCGCACGGGCGCUCACAGUGCUGCACGCACGGCGGCCGCGUUGGACAGGGAGCCGAUCGAUGACACUCCUCCAUCGGUCAGCAGGAGUGGCAAGCCGAUUGACUUGUUUGCAUCAGGCCCAGUUUCCUCAAUCGGCCACAAAGCCCCUACCCUGGCUGCUAUCGUGCAUCGGGCUGACGUAGUUCCAUCGGCAGUUCUGACCGACCAACCCAUGGCCCCAUCGGCAUCUUCAAGUCAAAGGCGAGAGAUUGCCCUGAAGCAAGAACAAGACUCCCCCGAUAGCCUAUUUUCCUUCGCCAUUGAUAUCUCCGAAGACGGAGGUGAAGAGGGCCCAGAGAAGAAGGUGCUCGUGUUCGACCUCGGCGGCGGCACGUUCGUCGUCAGCAUCCUGGCCAUCGACAACGGCGUCUUCGAGGUGCUCUCCACUAACGGCGACACCCACCUUGGAGGCGAGGACUUCGACCAGCGCGUGCGCGUGGAGAUCGAGGCGCUCUUCGACGGCGUCGACAUCUCGGAGCAGCUCACCAGGGCGUGCUUCCAGGAGCUCAACAGCGACCUGUUCUAG